This is a messenger RNA of Nannospalax galili (Upper Galilee mountains blind mole rat), 1187 nucleotides long. It is a transcript of the gene Zar1, whose product is annotated as zygote arrest 1. The coding region runs from base 1 to 1068 and encodes 355 amino acids. The record is from RefSeq and is a predicted model, not a curated record. The transcript is spliced from 4 exons. Gene Ontology annotation, cellular component: cytoplasm. Gene Ontology annotation, molecular function: mRNA base-pairing post-transcriptional repressor activity. Gene Ontology annotation, biological process: translation. NCBI's taxonomy places the organism in Eukaryota, Metazoa, Chordata, Mammalia, Rodentia, Spalacidae.
AUGGCUGCCUGGGCUGGCGAGGCCAUGGACGCCCAUGUGUUCCCGGCCUGCGCGCACCCCUACCCGCCACCCGCCAAGGCCCCAGACGGCUGGCGGCGGAGCUGCGGCCCUGCGCGGGCCUCGUCGCCCUUUCCCGGCUGCGGGCAGCCUAUGGCCGCCGAGUACUUCGACACCUACCGGCGGGCGCAGCUCAUAGCGCUGCUGUCCCGAGUAAACCCCCGGCCGGCCGGCAGCCGGGACGCAGCGGUGCAGGUGAACCCGCGGCGCGACGCCUCUGUGCAGUGCUCGCUAGGGCGCCGCACGCUGCAACGCGGAUGGCGCGGGCCCACCUCGGAGCCCGGCAGUCCCACUGGCGCCCCGAGGCCCGCGCGCCUCCCGCGCACCGUCGCCGUGUACUCGCCCGUGGUCUUCCGCGGCCUCAGCUCCUUGCAGGGGGACGCGCCGGGCGGGCAGAGCUCCGGGGAGCCCAAGGGAGAGCGUAGGUCGACACCUGCGAGGACCCGAGAACCCGAAGAGGGAGAGGUGACGACGAGGAAGGCAGCCCACGAGCCGAGCUCAGAGGAGGGCGACGCGCACACAGUAGAGGAGGCCGGGCCCGAGCCGCGGGAGGCCGGGCACAGUGCAGUGGCCUCGCAGUCCGCGCCCCAGAGUCGCCAGCAGCGUCCCGUAGCGGAGGUGGCUCAGGACGGCGGGGACAUGGCCACCGCGAGGGCCCAGGCCUCGCUGCCGGAGGACAAGGAGCGCCUGCGCUUCCAGUUCUUAGAGCAGAAGUAUGGCUAUUAUCACUGUAAGGACUGCAACAUCCGGUGGGAGAGUGCAUAUGUGUGGUGUGUGCAGGGCACUAACAAGGUGUACUUCAAACAGUUUUGCAGAACUUGUCAGAAGUCUUACAACCCUUACCGAGUGGAGGAGAUUGCCUGCCAAAGUUGUAAAAGAACUAGAUGUGUGUGCCCAGUCAGACUUCGCCAUGUGGACCCUAAACGCCCCCAUCGUCAAGACUUGUGCGGAAGAUGCAAAGGCAAACGCCUGUCCUGUGACAGCACGUUCAGCUUCAAAUAUAUCAUUUAGCAAACAUCAAAAAUGGUUAGGCUAGAUGGGGCUAAUGGAGCAGACAAGUAAGCUUCCUCCCAUGGCCCUUCUUUCCACCUCUCCCUUCUCAAAUACUUUGUGAAAGGCAGUAUGUUUUG